AAAAAAAUUAUCUAGUUACAAUCUUUUACGCCAGAGCUCGAUAUUCAGAAAUCUUAUAAGAAAAUAAUAUUAAUAUUCUCGGUCAACGAAGAUUCUUUAUUUUCUAUUGACAAAAAUUUUUAUGUAAAGUGCAAUAUUGGCUGAUGACGCAUUUUUAUCGAACUUUUACAAGUGUCUCCGGGGGAAAAUGUGAUGCCGGUUAGAUAUUUAUUUAAAAUUUUUUGCUUUUGUCAUAUAAAAUAGACGCCUGAUAUAUAACAUCCGCCCGGUUCUUGUUGCCAAAAAAUGGCUGACUAGUUGAUUAUUUUGUUCCUUAUUAGACAAAAUUUUCGUGGUGAUAUUUUUUUAGACGCAGAAAAUCUUAAAUUACUUUUUUUGCCAAAGUGAAUUUUAUUGUUGAGAAAAAAAAUAAACAUAUUCUUGUGAAGAUGCCGCGCGUUAAAGCGUCUCCGAAAAAGUGCGUCAAGACCGCGAACUCUCAUCCAGGAGCCAAUACUUGGGUUUUUCUUAUGAAAGAUGGCAUGGAAAAUACGGAUGGAAAGCAACCUGAUAUGGUUAAAUUGAGACAUCCAUCAUCAAAUCAACCAGCAAUGUUUGUAUUUGGUCCUGGCGAUACUACAAUUCAGGAAGUGAUAACUUUCGAUGAAAACAAAAGAUCGUGGUUUAUAGACGAACACGUUAAAUCAGAUGGAAAAAUGCAUUUAUCAACACCUAUAGAUCCAAUCUUUCUCGUUCUUCCAUACUUAAGAAAGUCGCAGCAGGUAAUGCCGUUAGAUCAAAUUUUACGAGACGAAGACUAUCCAGAAACUUCUCGUUUAGCGCGAUGUCACAAUUUGAAACUUACCUUGGUCGCAGACCGAAAGGGUGACGAGUCGUUAUUAGCUUAUAAAUUUAACGAAGAGAAGACAAUGGAGUGGUUGCAGAAAAAAGUCGAUAGGGUAGCGGAAAUUCUGAAACAGAAGGGCAUUCACGUUUCGCAGGGUGCAGUGAGUGCAAAUUUUGUCAAGAGCAGUAAACACGAGAGUGGAACUGUCGCUGAAUACUUGAAAUACGCACACGGUAUUGUAUCGGAAUAUCUUGCUGAGGAUCUCUCUAAAAAAUUAGCGCAGCAUCUCAAUUUGCCAGACGAUGUGGAGCAAAAGAAGCGAAAGUUGGCGAGUCCAAAAGAUCCAGUUGAGGAGAAACGACACAAAAAAGAUACACAAGAAUCUGAAAGCCUUCCACGAAAUGGAGCAGCGCUUGAUUUGACAAAGCCCGAAAAACCUCUGAAGACUCCGCCGCCAUCGAAAAAAGAAUUGGCACGACAGAAAGCGGCAGCGGGUUCUAAAAGUAUUACAAGUUUUUUCAAGAAAAAAUGAGCACGAUAAACUGAAAAUGUUUGUAAAUGCUCAAAAAUUUCAGUUUAGACGCACUAAAAAAAAUAGUGGGCGAUGCAUCUAUGUUUCUAUGAAUGUUGUUAUUUAAAUUUCAAAACUUAAACAUUAUACUUUUAAGAGAUCCCAAAAUAUAACCUCGCAAUUUAAAACAAAUUAUAAAGAGGAUAAAAAAGAAAUUGUAGUAAGAUAUUAACAAUCUAGGUACACAGUUUUUAAUCAUCUCUGACAGUCAUCUCUUUUAUUUUCCUUCUUUGCUUUUUGGGAGAAUCCUUUUUCUCUUCAUUACUAAUUUCAUUCAGUUGACGUCCAAUAUUAUCCAAAGUAAUUGUAAUUUUUAAAAAAUUAUUACUUUCACAUAAAAAUCAAUUGUUGCAUAUAUAUCUAUUUGUUUCACUAGAUAAUGAUUUUUAAAAGAAAUUAAAUUAAAAUUACAGUAACUGUUAUUAACGAAAAAAAAAUUCCUGUUAUAUUGCAAUUAUAUCUUAGAACAAAAUCGAUAAACGUAUUUUAUAAAAUAGUUGUAGUGAAGAUUCUGGCCAUUGCACAAAAUUCUCUUAUUCGCAUUUUUAUUGUUUUUAAACAUCAUAUUUAUUACAAUAAAAUAUCAUUUUUUUCAUUAUAUGUAAAAUUUGUUUUUGCACAAAUGACAAAAUACUUAUAAAUUCUAUAGGUAUUGUUCCCUUGAAAAAUCGUUUAGUCUAAUUGAGUAUUAAAACAAAAUUUUUUUUUGUCACCCAUCGAAGAAAAAAAAGGUAGUAAUUUAUGUUAAGUAGUUUUUUAAUUUAUUACUUCGUUUAAAAUUUUGUACAUACAUAGUACAUAAAUAACUGACAUAUUUUAUUUUUUACAAAAAAGAAAAAUUUUUAAUUAUUUGUUAUUUAGAAAUUAGGAAAUUACUUUUAAUGGUAAGCAAAAACCGAUUUCAUUUUCAUUAAAACAGAACACAAAAAAAUACAGACACAUAGUGUAAAUGAGAAUGAAAAAAAUGAUCUAGCGUGUUUGAUGUGUUAUUAUUCAAUCGUAUUUAAUGUACAAUGAAAUAUGUCAAACUUGUACGUGUAUUAUAAUAUACUUAUCAUAAAAGUA
Molecule: messenger RNA, 2462 nt
Organism: Leptopilina heterotoma
Lineage: Eukaryota; Metazoa; Arthropoda; Insecta; Hymenoptera; Figitidae
Product: ribonuclease H2 subunit B
Exons: 5
Coding region: 429-1358 (309 amino acids)
Biological process (GO): RNA catabolic process; ribonucleotide metabolic process
Cellular component (GO): nucleoplasm; ribonuclease H2 complex
Source: RefSeq, a predicted model, not a curated record